Westerdykella ornata is the source of this 1132-nucleotide messenger RNA. RefSeq lists its product as uncharacterized. The transcript has a single exon. NCBI's taxonomy places the organism in Eukaryota, Fungi, Ascomycota, Dothideomycetes, Pleosporales, Sporormiaceae. The record is from RefSeq and is a predicted model, not a curated record. The coding region runs from base 189 to 1022 and encodes 277 amino acids.
AGUUUACACCUGCAGGCCCUCACAGCAGCACCCCCGCCUUACUUGGCGUAGGCCCCGCACCGCUCCCUCUUGUCUUGCAGCCUCUAACGGACGUAACCUUGUAUUUGCAUACUACAGGCCAUCGCGCACCUUGGGGCAUUAGCUCUAGCAUACUAGCCGGAAUCGCGGUUGACAUCGUCGCCUUCGCAAUGACCGACUCUAAACCCCUUGUCCUCUACGACAUCUCUUCGCCUUUACAGCCUCGCUCAUACGCUCCUAAUCCCUCCAAGGCACGUCUCGCGCUGAGCUUCAAGAAAGUUCCUUUCAAGACUACCUGGGUCGAUAUACUCGAUAUUCCCGAUGUUCGGAAGGGCCUUUGCUGCCCACCAGUGCGGAAGUUCGACGACGGGACCGACUACUAUACCUUGCCUAUGUUGUUAGAUCCCACCUCGGGUAGAAUCCUAGGGGACUCAUUCGACAUCGCCAAUUAUCUUGAGGAGACGUUCCCUAGCUCAGGCGGCUGCCUCUUCCCUACGAACACCACCAGCACUGGACUCGACUAUGAGAGCCCGAACAAGGACGCGGCAUUCUUCGCGCCACUAACCUCGAACCUGGGGUCUAAAAACAAGGCCUACGCCAGGUUCAAUCAACAUGUAGACACUACUAUGUCUGCUCAUGUUGUACUUGUUGGCCAGUACCUUCCUCUCAACCCGGACACUGCCGAGGAGGUGAAGGCUGUGAUGAUCAAGCGCGCACAUCUCAGCUCCUGGGAUGAUCUCUGUAUUAGGGGCGAGGCAAGGGAGCAGAUCAAAGCGGCUUUCAAGGUAGCACUCACGUCACUGGCACAGUUGUUUAUGGUGCACGAAGGACCGUAUCUUGAAGGAAAGGAGGCGAAUUAUGCCGACUUUAUCGUGGGCGGAUGGCUGACUUUCCUGUCGGCGACAAUGCCUAGAGACGAGUGGGAUGAUUUCAGAACGUGGCAUGACGGGGUUUUUGCGCGACUUCAUGAUGCAUUGCAACAGAAUUAUUUCUCCUGUAACUAACUAAUGCGGGAGCGAGUGCUAUGUUGUUUAGCUGAAAUGCAUGUAACUGUUCGCCUAUACAGUUAACAAAGGAUCCGCUAUAGAUUUUCGACUCGCGUUCAGUCUACACG